Dreissena polymorpha is the source of this 438-nucleotide messenger RNA. RefSeq lists its product as uncharacterized. Lineage: Eukaryota; Metazoa; Mollusca; Bivalvia; Myida; Dreissenidae. The transcript is spliced from 2 exons. The record is from RefSeq and is a predicted model, not a curated record. The coding region runs from base 1 to 438 and encodes 145 amino acids.
AUGCUGAAAGCAGAAGACACAGUGACGCCGCAGCUUCUUUGCCAGAUUCUUCAAACGAUUUGGGACAGUGACGAAGCGCCAAGCGACUGGAAGACCGGCAACAUCAAACUGCACAAGAAAGGAGACCUGGGGAACUUGGACGGUAUUCUUCGCCAGGAACAGGCAUGCUUCAGGAAAGGCAAGUCCUGCAUCGAACACAUCUUCGUCCCGAGGCAGAUCCUUGAGCAGUCUCAUGAAUGGAAUGGAUCCCUCUAUGUGGUUUUUGUGGACUUUGAGAAGGCCUUCGACAGCCUACACCGAGACUCCCUCUGGAAGAUUCUGGGACAUUAUGGCAUCCCUCAGAAACUUGUCAACGUCAUCAGGUCCUUGUACAAAAACUUUGAGUGCAGAGUCGUCCACAACAACCAGCUCACUGAACCAUUCAAGGUGGAAACUUGA